This is a messenger RNA of Camellia sinensis, 3124 nucleotides long. The record is from RefSeq and is a predicted model, not a curated record. NCBI's taxonomy places the organism in Eukaryota, Viridiplantae, Streptophyta, Magnoliopsida, Ericales, Theaceae.
CAUCCAAGACGUGCCGUGCUCUCUGCUUGCUUGCUUUCUUUCUUUUCACUCUUUCGGCCAAAAGUCACUCCUCUCUCUCUCUCUCUCUCUCUCUCUGCUUAACCUUAGGGCAAAGUAUACACACUACACAAAAGUUUCCCUCAAUUCUUCAUCGAUCCGAUUCUCCAAUCUUCUUCAUCAUCAUUACAAUCUCUCUCCAAACUCACUCACUCACUCACUCACUCAUUCACACUCUCUCUCGAUUUUUCGAAACAGUUUGGUUUUCAGAGAGUGAAUUUCAACUCAAAUAUGGAGCUAUUGCGAGCGAACCUCUCUCGUGUCCGAAUCCCAGAGCCCACCAAUCGAAUCUAUAAACAAGAAUGCUGCAUUUCUUUCGAUACUCCGAAAUCUGAAGGUGGGUUGUUUGUUGAUAUGAACACGUUUCUUGCCUUUGGGAAGGAUUGUGUGGGUUGGAAUUUUGAGAAGACUGGAAAUCCAGUUUAUUUGCAUAUAAAGCAGACAAUAAAGCCAGUUUCUGAAGAUAGACCUUUGAAGAAACCGACCCUUUUGGCUAUAGGUAUUGAUGGUGGGUUUGACAACAAUGAUCCUGAAUAUGAAGAAACUCACAAUAUAGUCAUAUUGCCAGAUUAUGUAACUCUUCCAUUUCCUUCCGUUGAGUUGCCAGAGAAGGUAAGGUUGGCAGUUGAUGCUAUUUUAAUGGCUGAAGGGGCUGAACGGAAGGAGCAACUUGCAUCCUGGACUGCUGAUAAGAAACAAAUUAGUGUGUACGCCAUGGAUCUGCAACAGCUUGACAAUGGAGUUAUUGUUCCUCCAUCUGGGUGGAAAUGUGCUAAGUGUGACAAGACUGAAAAUCUUUGGUUAAAUUUGACUGACGGAAUAAUCCUUUGUGGUAGGAGAAAUUGGGAUGGAACUGGUGGUAACAACCAUGCCAUUGCACAUUUUAAUGAAACAGGCUACCCUCUUGCUGUAAAGCUUGGGACAGUAACUGCUGAUAUAGAUGCAGCAGAUGUUUUUUCUUACCCGGAGGAUGAAAGUGUUUUGGAUCCACUUUUAGGGCAGCAUCUGGCAUUUUUUGGUAUUGAUUUUUCAUCACUGCAGAAGACUGAAAUGACGACUGCUGAAAGGGAGCUUGACCAAAACACCAAUUUUGAUUGGAACCGAAUUCAAGAAAGUGGACAGGAAAUGGAACCACUUUUUGGACCUGGUUACACAGGACUUGUCAACUUGGGGAACAGUUGCUACCUGGCUGCAACUAUGCAAGUUGUGUUCUCUACGCAUUCCUUUUGUUCACGAUACCACAUGAACCAAAGUUUGAAGAAGGCUUUUGAGGCUGCUCCAGCUGAUCCAACUUUAGACCUGAAUAUGCAGUUAAUUAAACUGGCACAUGGACUGCUAUCUGGUAAAUAUUCUGUCCCGGCACCAGAGAAGGAUGAUACCACAAAUGCUGCAAACUCAACACCCACCGCUAAACAGGAGGGCAUACCUCCUCGUAUGUUCAAGGCAGUCAUUGCUGCUAGUCAUCCUGAAUUUUCUACUAUGAGACAACAGGAUGCUUUAGAAUUCUUUCUGCAUUUCAUUGACCAAGUCGAACGAGCCAAUGCCGGGAAGCCAGAUUUAGAUCCUUCAAAGAGUUUCAAGUUUGGUAUUGAAGAGCGACUAGCAUGUCCCUCUGGAAAAGUUGCCUACAAUAGGAGGAAUGACUAUAUUCUUUCUCUAAGCAUACCACUACAUAAAGCUAUUAACAAAGAUGAGCUGGAAGCCUUCCACAAAUCGAAGGCAGAAAGAGAUUCAGAGGGAAAGGAAGUGUCUACUGAUCAAAUUGUACGCCCAAGGGUACGUUUGGUUGAUUGUCUAAGCAGCUUUAUAGCUGAAGAAGAGGUGCAUGAUUUUUACAGCACUGAAUUGAAAGCUAAAGUAACAGCAACCAAAGCUGCUGGUCUGACUUCAUUUCCUGAUUACCUGGUGUUGCACAUGCGAAAAUUUGUGAUGGAGGCAGGCUGGGUGCCAAAAAAGCUUGAUGUGUAUAUAGAUGUUCCUGACACCAUAGAUAUUAGUCACAUGCGUAGCAAGGGUCUUCAACCUGGGGAGGAGCUGUUACCUGAGGCUGCCGCUGUGGAUGUGGCAGAACCAAAGAAGAUUUUGGCUGAUGAGGGUAUAGUAUCCCAACUUGCAUCAAUGGGGUUUAACUAUCUUCAUUGUCAAAAAGCUGCUAUCAACACCUCAAAUGCUGGGGUGGAAGAGGCAAUGAAUUGGUUACUAUCUCACAUGGAUGAUCCAGACAUCGACGCACCCAUCUCACAAGAGACUCAAAGUGCUGGGGUUGUGUCAUCAUUUGUUGAUCAAUCGAAAGUUGAUACUUUGGUUUCAUUUGGGUUUGAAGAAGAUGUAGCUCGGAAGGCACUGAAGGCAUCGGGUGGUGAUAUUGAGAAAGCAACGGAUUGGAUAUUUAACCCUAUUGCCUCUGGUCCAUCAGAUAUGGAUGUUUCAUCAAGUUCCACGACUAUUGUUGAUUCUGCACUGUCUGAUGGUGGAGGAAGUUACAGGCUUAAGGGACUAGUGAGCCACAUCGGUACCUCUACUCAGUGCGGUCACUAUGUCGCUCACAUCUACAAAGAUGGGAGGUGGGUGAUUUUCAACGAUGAGAAAGUCGGGGUUUCCAAAAACCCGCCCAAGGACAUGGGAUACUUGUAUGUUUUCGAAAGAAUCGACAGUUGAAAACAUGAGAAAUACAACAGUAGAAAGACUUAAAAAGUGAUUGAACAGUUAGAAAAAACAGCAUCAAGCAAUUUCUGGUAAUAUUUCACCCGAUUGCUGCCUGAUUUACACCGUUGGCUUCUGGCACAGCAUUAAUGGAACAUGUUGGUUUUUUUGUGGCAUGUCGAAAUUCAUUUUUCUUUAUUAAGAGGAAAAAAGAACAUUGUUGGGAAUGGAAUAAUGCUUUUGUAGGAUUAUAAUGUUCGUUAUCAGAGAAUAUGUGUAAUCUGUGCUCCUCACUUCUGACUACUUCCCGAGGUGGAAGGUACAGAUGAUGGUCAGUCAUGAAAGAGGAGAAAAAGGAUUAACAAGAAUAGUUUGUAUUCUGAGGUCAAAUUUCUAUGAACUUAAAUUUUUUUUUUAACUUUUA